AUGGCAAGCUCCACUUCGCACCCGACGCUCUUCUCGCCGCUGAAGCUGGGCGAGACUCUCACGCUGCCCAACCGCGUCGUGAUGGCGCCGAUGUCGCGCGGCCGGGCCACGUCCGCGCUGAAGGCGAACGAGCUGAUGGCGGAGUACUACGCGUCGCGCGCGUCGGCCGGCCUGCUCAUCACGGAGGGGACCCACACGUCCGUCAUGGGGCGCGGCUGGUUCCACACGCCGGAGCUCGUCACGUCCGACGACGCUAAGGCCUGGCGCAUCGUCACGGACAAGGUGCACGAGGCCGGCGGCCGCAUCUUCUGCCAGAUGUGGCACGCGGGCCGCGCCAGCCACUCGGCCUUCAGGGAUGGCGAGGACGGGUACGAGGGAGAGAAGAAGCUGUCCGUCGCGCCGUCCGCGAUCAAGAGGGCGUCGGAAGCUGGCAAGCAGAGACACACGCCCAGGGGCGGGGAGGUCGAUGUCGAGACGCCCAGGGCGAUGACCGUCGAGGAGAUCGAGGCGCUGCCGGAGGAGUUUCGGAACGCCGCGCAGGUCGCCAGGGAUGGCGGCUUUGACGGCGUGGAGAUCCAUGGCGCGAACGGCUUUCUGCUGGAUACUUUCAUGCAGAGCUGCUCGAACCAUCGCACGGAUCAGUACGGAGGAUCGCUGGAGAACCGCUUCCGCAUUGUGGACGCGUGCAUCCGCGCUGUUCUGACGGUGUUCGAGCCGGAGUGCGUGGGGAUCCGCAUCGCUCCGAACGGUGUGUACAAUGGCAUGGGGAGCGACGACUUCCGCGAGUCGUUCCUGUACUACGCGAGGAGGUUCAGUGAGUACAAGCUGGGCUACAUGCACGUCAUGAUCGGGCUGGGCUUCGGCUUCCACAACAAGGGCAAGCCGAUGACGAUUGCGGAGCUGAAGAAGGAGUUCCCGGGACCGAUUAUUGCGAAUGUUGGAUUCGACGCCGACUCGGCAGAGAAGGAGCUGUCCGAGGGCGGCGCAGACUUGGUCGCGUUUGGAAGGCCGUUCCUCUCAAAUCCGGAUUUGGUCGAGAAGAUGCAGGAGGGGAGGGAAUUACGCCCGAUGCUUCCGAUGGAAUAUUGGUACACGAGUAAGGAAAAUGUAUGGACCAGUGAGGGCUACACAGACCUUAGCGUUAUGGAUGAACCGGUAGAGGCAAAGGAAUAGAUGUGGUAGUUUCCUUCUAGAAGUCCGUGUCGAUUUUAAUUUUGAUUGCAGAAUCCUAAAUGCCGAUGUUUUCAUACACAUCAAGCCUUUUUGUGUGUGUAUCUUUUCGUGACGGCAUGCUUUUAACUUGUCCCGGUACAGUAUCUGGUGGCUGUAACCGCAGCUGUAUGGCGCAUGCAUAUGCGUCUCCCCACAACAGCGGUGCCUCGCAGGUGCAUUGUCGGUUGAUCGUUGAACUGCUUCUUUGACGAAUUUUAGCUUCAGCGAAUAGGAUUGCCGCUACUUUGAUGACGCACCUGAUUCCCCAAACCUAAUGAUGCAUUAUCUACAGGCUAUCCCGCCUACUAUUUUAAGUAUUAGCUUAGCAACAUUAAAAUAAUGUCCAUCUGUGUAG
Chondrus crispus (carragheen) is the source of this 1567-nucleotide messenger RNA. RefSeq names its product NADH:flavin oxidoreductase/NADH oxidase. Gene Ontology annotation, molecular function: oxidoreductase activity; FMN binding. The coding region runs from base 1 to 1173 and encodes 390 amino acids. The transcript is spliced from 2 exons. The record is from RefSeq and is a predicted model, not a curated record. Lineage: Eukaryota; Rhodophyta; Florideophyceae; Gigartinales; Gigartinaceae.